Messenger RNA from Epinephelus lanceolatus (giant grouper), 584 nucleotides. The record is from RefSeq and is a predicted model, not a curated record. NCBI's taxonomy places the organism in Eukaryota, Metazoa, Chordata, Actinopteri, Perciformes, Serranidae.
UGUGGUACAUCAGGCCCAUUCAAAUGCUGAGUAACUUCCUGUAUGCUCUGAACCUGGCUGGACGACCUCUGUUUACAGCGUGUAUCUGUCUGGACUGCUACCUGGCUGUGGUCCAUCCUGUCACCUACCGCACCAGGAAGAGUCUGACCCCCCGCGUCCUCAUGGCUGCGGCUGUGUGGACCAUCACGGUGACUCAAGGGAUCACGUUCACAGUCGUCAGUGAGAUGAACCACAGCGCCUGGGCCAUGUCUGUGUACGUCAUAGCACUGCCCAUCAUCAUCUCAUGUGAUGUCUCCAUCCUCUGGACUCUGAAGAAGUCUGUCCAUGCAGGCGGAGACCUCCACCCCAGGAAGAAGAAGGCUCUGCAGAUCAUCACUAACAGCAUGGUCAUGACUGUCACAUCGUACGUCCCCCCAGUCCUGGCGUACAUCCUUGGAGAUCUGAUCAUCAGUGAUGACACAGUGUAUGAAUGCUUUUUGGCCAUACCGAUCCUGAUAACUCCAACUGCAGGGAGUGUGAUCAUGCCUCUGCUCUAUCUGGGGAAUCUGGGGAGUGUGAAGAGUCCCUGCUGUUCAGAUAGUUAG